Lentinula edodes (shiitake mushroom) is the source of this 1302-nucleotide messenger RNA. RefSeq lists its product as uncharacterized. The record is from RefSeq and is a predicted model, not a curated record. The coding region runs from base 1 to 1302 and encodes 433 amino acids. The transcript has 8 exons. NCBI's taxonomy places the organism in Eukaryota, Fungi, Basidiomycota, Agaricomycetes, Agaricales, Omphalotaceae.
AUGUCCACUGCAAGCUUACCUUCGUAUUAUCUUGCUCCGAAUCUUUCACACACUCCUGCAUACACAGAGGAACCACAAGAACAUGAGCAACGUAUAGCCCUCUCUGACCGCCUCCGUUCUAGAAAUUCUGGAACAUUUGUGAAGCAAUCUCGAAACGGAGAGGCAAGGUUAACCUUGAACGCUCAAAAUGGGCCAAUCCCUACGUAUGGUUCAGGAGGAAUAAUCGAUGGUACGAUUGACAUUGCGAAAACUGAGAAUAUAACGAGCAUAGAUAUCAAGGUGGAGGGCCAUCUGCAAGUUAAAGAAAUAGCAGAAGGGGGAACCAUUGACAGAAAAGUAGAUCUUGCAAGUUCGGUGCUUUGGUCAAAGGAAGAAAUUGCUCCUUGUCCAAGCUCUUGUGAUUUUCAACUACCCUUGCCGCAUACUUUUGAGAUAGAGGGUCAACACUAUAAUCUCCCCCCGACGUACAAUGUCAAACUAUCCGGCCUUCCUGGAUUCGUUGCUUUCAUAGAGUAUUCGAUACACGCGGUUAUCCGUAGGUCGACCGUAGCCACCGCUCUCGCUCCUCGGAUGAAAGCAAGCUUUCUUGGUAUCAACGUUGGAAACACCUAUUCCAGCGUACUGUCAACGCCUUUCAUAUACUAUCCUCGAACACGUCCGAUGGUCCCCCUGCCUGCCCCCAUCAGGCUGACACAGAAUCGUUUUACUGGAACGCCAGACUGGCAACUCUAUGAAUCCGUGAUGGCUUCUCGACGCUCCUCCUUGCAAGAUAUCAGCACACGACUAUACAUACCCGCUUCCCGCAUCUUUUGUGCUUCGCAAAACAUACCGUUCCAUGUCACAUUUGAGUCAUCCGCCCUGUCGUUAGCAACUUUCUUACCAUUCGGACCUUCGGGUAAUCCCUCCACGAAGAAACCCACGCGCUUGCAAAUUAUGCGGAAAGUGACUGUCGACGUGAGGCACCAAUUGAUGCUUGGGACUAGCAAAACUGACAUGUGGCGGGUGGACUGUUUGGGAGAAGCCACAUUCAAACAUGCGGGCGAUGGUCCUACAUGGGUCUCUUUCUCCGGAGAUAUUUCCAUCGAUCCUCCGGUGAAGGUUAUGGGGUUUAAAGUUGGUGGAAUAGCGGUCAAGGAUUUCAUGUUAUUUUCCAUGACGCCUCCAGAAGCACAGCAAGCCCCAUUCAGUGAGUUAAGGCAGGUCAUUCCAAUCCAAUUGACGACAGAUGUAUGGUCUUCGAAUGGUAAUAGUUUUGGAACGGAUCUGCCAUCUGAGUCUGUGCUUUCCUUGCGGUCUUCAUAG